UGUAUUAGUAUAGUAUAAUACCUAUUUAUGGAUUACAUCUGAAGGCUGAUAUGAGCAACCAAAAAAGAAGAUGUAUUUGGUGACUUUCUUGGGUGUGAAUCUGUCUUUUUAGUUUACUCCUCCUGGUAUAAAAACAAAGCGUAGGAAUAUGGGAGGCUUGGAUCAACACAACUGGUUUGUUGGAAAAUAUGCCACGCAUAUCAGAGCCAAGAAGUGGUUUUGGCCAAUAUUCACAUGCCUGAUUGACAUGGCAUUAGUAAAUUCAUGGCUUCUCUAGAAAUGAGGUUAAUCUAUUUAUAAUUUUGAGUCAGAGGAAAUAGAAACAAAAAAGUUUUAUUUAAUUUUGCAUUUUCAACUUACUAUGGAAGCAAUAUUUCACGAAAAGCAAGAGGGUUCUCUAUGUGCUCAACACUGCUUGAAUUCAUUAUUACAAGGAUCAUAUUUUACAGCUGUAGAUCUAAGUACUUUAGCCGAAAAGUUAGAUGAUGAGGAAAGACAACGGAUGGCAGAAUGUGGCGAAGAAAGCGAAGAAUAUCACAAAUUUCUUCAGCAGCCUUCAGGAAACAUGGAUGAUAGUGGAUACUUUUCUGUACAAGUAAUUAGUAGUGCCCUUCAAGUAUGGAAUUUAGAAUUAGUGCCUUACUCUAGUACAGACCAAAGACUCAAUAGUGAUCCAAGCAAAAUGACAGCUUUCAUAUGUAACUUCAGAGAUCAUUGGUUUACUAUACGAAAAAUUAGUAAUUAUUGGUUUAAUCUUAACUCUCUUCUCUCCAGACCAGAACCGAUUUCUGAUACUUAUCUUGCUUUGUUUCUAGCCCAAUUAAAGAAUGAUAGUUAUUCUAUAUUUGCUGUACUUGGAGAACUGCCACAAUGCACUGCCGAAGAAGCAUUAAAAAAUAAAUCACUUGUAAAUGAUCCUCCACCAAGACCUCCGUUAAGAAAUAUUUCUUCAGUUGAAAGUGAUCCCGACCUGAGAGCAGCGCUGGAAUUAAGCAUUGCUGAUGAAAUUAAUUUUAUUUCCCAGUCUCAAGAAUCUGAGGAUAAUGACCUGCCAGAAGCUUUAAGGUUAAGUAUGCAAGGUUUUCCGACAACUUCCGAAGAAGACGAUGAAGAAACGCUACUAAGAAAAGCCAUUAAUAUGAGUUUACAGUGUUAGUUAUGGUUAAUUUUAUUGUGACGAUAUGUUUUGUAAAUAAUAUAAAUAAUAUUUUGUUGGAUAGUAACUUGAAUCAUUAAAUUAUUUUUAUACAU
Diabrotica virgifera virgifera (western corn rootworm) is the source of this 1251-nucleotide messenger RNA. RefSeq names its product ataxin-3-like. NCBI's taxonomy places the organism in Eukaryota, Metazoa, Arthropoda, Insecta, Coleoptera, Chrysomelidae. Bases 362 to 1156 code for a protein of 264 amino acids. Gene Ontology annotation, biological process: protein deubiquitination. Gene Ontology annotation, molecular function: cysteine-type deubiquitinase activity. Gene Ontology annotation, cellular component: nucleus. The transcript has 5 exons. The record is from RefSeq and is a predicted model, not a curated record.